This is a messenger RNA of Carassius gibelio (silver crucian carp), 7036 nucleotides long. RefSeq names its product mitotic deacetylase associated SANT domain protein b (gene mideasb). Gene Ontology annotation, molecular function: transcription corepressor activity. Gene Ontology annotation, cellular component: transcription regulator complex; histone deacetylase complex. The transcript has 14 exons. The coding region runs from base 758 to 4087 and encodes 1109 amino acids. The record is from RefSeq and is a predicted model, not a curated record. Gene Ontology annotation, biological process: regulation of transcription by RNA polymerase II; negative regulation of DNA-templated transcription. NCBI's taxonomy places the organism in Eukaryota, Metazoa, Chordata, Actinopteri, Cypriniformes, Cyprinidae.
AGGGAUCACAAGACUUCAGCUGAAAGAGAAUGUGUUGUUCCAUACUUCAUGUACGUGUGAACUACACUCUUUGGGCGUUUUGAUUCGCAUGCGGGUGCAAUAAUAACGAAAUCGCGUGCAAUUGUUUUGAAAAACGCCACGCCAUUUUGUCAAAGAAGCCCUCCAUUUCCAUUUCUCAGUGGUUACGUUUGCACAAGGAUCUACCUCUUGACUUGAAUAUUACUGGAGUGAGGUCAGCAUUGCAUGACUCAAUCGUGGAUAAGCAUGCAGUCAUUUCUCUACUAUUGCAUUGGACACUGCAGUUGUUCUUAAGGCGACCUGGAAACAAACGUAGAAGACAACAAGCGCGACUGCAGUGUGACACGGAAUUAGUGACUGGAUAAUCCCUUUUCUGCAACAAAGAACUUCUGGUUGUCUUCAAUGAAUGAGCAACAAGUUAACCUAAAGACUUCUCAACCCAGCUUGACAUCCCAGAAGCGGCAGAGUUGGUGGUGAAGAAAAAAGCAAAUGGACAUGUUUGAGCUAUAUCGUACUGAAACUACUAUUUCUGAACAGGAGAUGCUGCAGUUUUUUCUUUUAAAGCUUGCCUGCACUCCUACCAUGCUGAGUAGGUUUGGAUGACCAUUAACUGUCAUUAAACCAAUCAAGGGUUCUUUGUCAAGGGCGAUACUCUAAGACGCUUCAUUAAAACUUUUUGUGGUUUGGGAAUUUGAACUCUUGUCUCCUUAACCUCCUGCUCCACCACUCCCCAGAAUUCAUGAAAGUCAUGAGUUUGCCACCUCAACAGAAACCAAACACAAAAAGAACGGGCAAGCGCAUCACUUUCUUUAGCGAUCAGGGUGUGGCGAUGAAAGAGGCCUCUCAGCAUACAGAGCCCUACUAUGGCAUUGGGGUCCCUCCCUCAGGGCCAGGCCAUAAUGAGAGUGGAGGUGUGGAAAACUUGAAUGCAGAAGCACCACAUGCUUACCUCAAUUCUGUCAUUUUCAGCCCAGAGAAGAGUGAUCAAAGCCGUGGGCACUACCAACAGAUGAUGCCCAUGAAGUGGUCUCACCAAGACCCACCUUUGCAGCCCCAACAGCGACCCAACAAUUGGUCACAGGGCAUGGCUGCUUGGUCCCAGAACUUUGCCCCUUACUUGGGGGCACAGGCUACUUUUGCAAAGCAGAUGCAUGAGGGCAUGUCAGUACAGCAACAGCAGCAGCAACCCGAGCCUUUGACUGUUAGGGCAACUGAAAAACAAGCGGCUAACAUAAGUGGAGAGAACUUCAGGGAUACGACCAAACCUGGCCGGGGCAUGGACUGGGAACAGCAGCAGGCCUUUCAGCAAACACAAAAGCCUGGAAUGUUAAAUCAGCAGCAGCAUGGACAGUCCAACCCUGGGAAUUCAGUGCUGCAACCCUUUCAGUUAGCUUUCGGACAGCCCAAGCAGAACUUGGUUGCGGGAUACUAUCAGGUAGUUCAGGGCAAUCGGACCUUGCCAAAUUUGAAUUACAGUACACAGACGAAUUCCCAACUACAGCAGCAGCUUCAGCAGCAGGAGCAACAGCACAAGUUGCAGCUGCAAAUAAUGUACCAUCAGCGGCAACAGCAGAUGCGACAACAGGGGCAACAGCAGCAGCAGCAGGUACUUCAGCAUCAAAAACAGCCACAACAGAUAUCACAAUCACAGUUGCAGCAACAAGCACAGCAGUUAAAACAUACUCCGCAACAGCAACCGCCACAACAACAUAUGCCACAGAUUCAAGCGCAACAAGACUUGGUACAGCAGCAACAAAAAUCUGAGCAGCCCCUUCAGAACCAACAUGUAUUGGAAAAUUACUCUGAUGGCCAGCAGCCAUGUGCUUCGUCACUUGAUCAGCAGCAGCCUUCAUUACCAGGACAGUCCCAAGAGACAACUGAUCCCUCGUCAAAUCAGACUCAAGACUCCGUUCCUCAGCCUCCCUCCACUGCUCCCCAGCAAUCCAUCGAGACCCAACAGCCUGGGCCCCGGAGAUCACGUCGGCUUUCAAAAGAGGGUGGAGGCCCUGCCUCGGAUAACCCAUUUGUCAUACCGACUGAUCUCCACACCCAAGGCUCUCAGAAUGGUGCUUCUGAGAACAGUGCGGUGCAAGACAUCCGGGCCGCUCCAACAGGUGUAAUCCAGAGCACACGACGUAAGAGGAGGGUGUCGCAAGAGGUCAACCUGGAAACCUUGGCUCAGAAGGCUUCCGAAAGGGAAUCUCUUCCCUCACGUAGUACCAAGCAAGAGCCACACAGGCCCUGGAGCCCCCCUGUUGCCCCAACAGGUCCAGGUCGAGGGGCCGCUGAGGUGGAUCAGGUGAGUGCCAAGCGGCCCAGAGAUGACGGCCUCAUGCCAUUGGUCAUUCCAGUCUCUGUGCCAGUGAAGCAGACUGAAUCCUUGUCCCCGGAUCAUGAGAAAGCCUCCCUCUCAGCUAGUUGGCCUUCACGGCCGUUGAGCACCCAUGACAUGAGCUGCUCUGAUUACAAGACUUCUGUGAUUGUCACUCGACGACGUUCUUUGAGGAACUCUCUGUCUGAGAGCACAGGCCAGAACGGUGGCGCAGAGAGUGGAAGUGAAGCUGACGGCAAAUCGGCCAAAGCCAAACGACGUCCUCGUCCAGAACCGCUCUUUAUACCCCCACCCAAACUCGGAACUUUCAUUGCCCCGCCAGUCUACUCCACUAUCACACCUUACCAGAGCCACUUACGUUCACCUGUCCGAUUGAUUGACAACCCCCUCAACAUGCCACCUUACACUCCCCCGCCCAUCCUCAGCCCAGUUCGUGAGGGUUCGGGUCUUUACUUUUCAACCUUCCUGUCGGCCACCGCUGCAGCCGCCGCAGUGAAUAAUCAGGGGCUACCCCCACCUGCCACUCCAAAAUCUGCCACCCGUAGCCUCCUGCGCUCCAACAGCAGUGAUAUAACACCUCCAGUUCUCUCUGCUAUGAGUGAGGCUACACCUGUCAGUAUUGAGCCUCGGAUAAACAUUGGAUUGCGGUAUCAGGCGGAGGUCCCGGAGCUGAGAGAGCGCUCGGCAGCGCAGCACGACCUACACAAGGCUGAACUGGUGUGGGCGCCACUGCCUGACCUGGAGGCCAACACUGAGCAAAAGCAAAGAGUAGAUGACCUCAUGCACCUGGCGUGCUCGAGUGCGUUGCAUGGAGGAGGGACCAAUCAGGAACUGGCCCUGCAUUGCCUGUAUGAAUGCAAGGGUGACGUCAUGGGUGCCCUCACACUUCUGUUGUUAAAAAACCCCAUCUUUCCCAAAGCGCACCCUUUGGCUGGCUACCACUACUCUGGCUCUGACAGCUGGACGCCAGGGGAACGACGUUUCUUCAACAAAGGCAUUACUGCCUACAAGAAGGACUUUUUCAUGGUCCAGAAACUGGUGAGCUCCAAGACCGUGGCUCAGUGUGUGGAGUUCUACUACACGUAUAAGAAGCAGGUGAAGAUCGGCAGGAACGGAACACUCCUAUACGGAGAAGCAGAGCCACCAGAGACUAAACCCACGACAGAGGAGGAAGUGGACAACAAAAGUUCACAGAAAUUCGAAUCGCGGAAAGAAGACGAGGAGAGCAGGAAGUGGGAAGGGUCAUGUGAUAGGAAACAAGAAAACAGCCCGGGCCGGGUGACACAAUCGCUACAGGCCACGGAAAAUACCGCUGCCAUCUUGGUCUUAAGAAGUCAGGAGGAGAGCACUAGAGAUGCAUCCACAUUGGGGGUCAGUCAUCAUCAUCCUCCUCCUCCUCCACAGCCAACAUCUAAACCCCGCUCUGACACCACAGGCCGGAAAAGCACUGGCAAUACAGGAAAGGGACAAACGAACCAAGAGGGUGAAUUCCCCUGCAAGAAGUGUGGCAGGAUCUUCUUUAAAGUGAAGAGCCGCAGUGCCCACAUGAAGAGUCACGCCGAGGCGGAGAAAAAGGCAGCUGCACUCCGGCAGAGGGAGGCUGAGGAGCGGGCGGCAGCCGCCUUGUUGGCCGCCCAACAGAACGGAGCGAUGGGGGAUCAGAGCAGAACGAGGAGAGCCAGCAGCGACGACGACUCAGAGGAAGAGGAGGAUGCAGAUGACGAAGACUGGCACUAGCUAUCACUCUCUUUUGUAUGGCCGAGAAAAAACCUAUUUAUUUUUAUUUUACCAGCCAACAAGACCCAUCCCAAAAGAACAGUUUCAGGGACUGGCUCACUCCUGUAGAGUGUGUGUGUGUGUGUGUGUUAUGUGUACAUGAGACGGACAAAGAUGGAGACCGAUGCUGUAGAAGGAUUCAGGGGCUAAAUGUUCAGAUAUAGGGCUAUUGGGAGUGUAAGCCAUGCCAUCUCAGUGUGAAUGUGUGUGUGUCUAUAAUAUGCACUUUCGGACUCAUCCUACACACAAUGAUCUGACCGCAGCACAUCCAUCCAGUGUCUGUGCACAGAACUCACUCACUGUUCUCCUGUGAAAUGAACCAUUAUGGAUUCAGUGCUGCGGAAGUAGAAGGACACAGAAGCAAGUGUGCGUGCGUUUAGUCUUUUCCUCCUUUUUCGAAAUGAAAACGACGGUAUCUUUCUCUUCCACGUGACUGCCAAUUGCUUGCACAACUGUGCUUGUACGCCUGAUCUUGAUCUCCAGUGCUGUAAUUUUGGGCUUUCUGUUUUGAGUAUCUCAAAGGUGAAGUUCAUCCAGAAUGGAAAAUUCUGUCAUUUUCUCACCCUCGUGUCAUUCCAAAUUGCCUUCUUCAGAAGACAAAGUGAGACGUUUAGCAGAAUGUUCAAGCUGUUCUUUCACAAAUGUUGCCUGAGGGCUUUCAAUCUUUAAAAAGAACAAGUUAAAAAGUACCACAAAGAACUAUUAUGCUAUAUUCCAAGCCUAAUGAAUAGGUACAAAUAACAGAACAAAAUCUUGACACAUGACAUUAUUUAAAACAAAAACUAAAAAAAGUAUUUUCUUUAAGUGAUAUAAAGUAGAGCUGCCAAAUUGAUUAAUCACAAGUAUUUUAAAAGUUUGUUUACACUGUGUGUGUGUGUGUGUGUAUACACUAUGUAUAUUUAUAUGCUUAUAUAAAUACACGCACAUACAUGUAUAUAUUUUAGAUGCGAUUAAUUGUGAAUAAUCAAUUUGAAAGCUGUAAUUUAAAGCUAAAAUAAAAUUAGCUUUAGCUUUUUAUUAGAAUAAAAAACAUUAAAAUAGCAUGAAUUGAAAAAAAAGAUGAAGUACAAUUUUUUUUUACCAGAAAUUACAAAUUUAAGCUUUAUAUAUUUAAAUGUAUCAUUAUAUAACUAAUCAUUACAAAAACCAUGUAACAAAAGUAUUGCACUUUAAUUGAAGAAGUAAUUCAGAAUAUUCAUAAAUACAAUACUUGCACAGUAUUAUAAUAUUUACAAUAGUGUACAAGUUAUGCUACAAUAACACUGCAGAGUACCGACUUUAAACAUGGAUAUACACAAAUGCUAGGUAGUUUUAGUGUAUAAUGAAUUAUAAAAAUAUAUAUAAUAAUUGUAUGACAUAAAAAGACUGUAUACAGUGCAUGAGUUGUAUGGACAUUUUCUGGUGCUUUUUUAACUUAUUAAAGCUUGACAGCUGCCCUAUUGCUACUAUAUACUUUAAUUUAGUGAAAAUGAUCCGCUUGAAUAUUCUACUUAACAUCUCCUUUUGGUGUUCAUUGUACAGAAAGUCCCACAGGUUUGGAAAGACACGAGUGUGAGUAAAUGAUGCCAGCGUUUUUCAUUUUGAAUGAACUCUUGCUUUCAUUAAAACGGUGACCUCGCUGAUGCCUUCAAUGUUUUUGACACUUUCUAUCUUUACAUGACAAUCGCUUUUACAAAGGUUCUUUUUUUAUACUCCACAUAUUAUAAUGGUUGUGCUUGAUAUAUCAUUUUUUGUUAUUAUCAUUACUGUUACUAUUAACUUUGUACUGUUUUAUUAUAGUUAUGUUGUUGUUGUUUUUUUGGGGCGAGGGAAGGGGUGCAGUUCUUUUUCUCGUUUGACUUUUAGUUUUAGACAUUUGCUACCUUGUGUUUAAGUGAAGAUUGCAUAUAUUUGCUGAAAAUCAUAAAAUCACACUGUAAGUGCAAUAGCAAUAGUGGGACUUUGGAGUUCCCUUCCACUCCACUUCUCUUUUUUUUUUUUGCAUCUUUGAACAAAAGUAUUAGAUGAUCAACUUAGAUUUUAGUGGAAGAACAAAUGUGAGUUUAAGGGCGGUUGCGAGCAGCUUGGGUUUCUUUCUCUCUACUGGCCAAACACUUAAGCACUUGGCUUUGUCUCUGUGGCAACAAAGCAUCUUCUUUUAAAGGAUAGGCACACGGGGGAUUCACAGCCAACAGUAACGGCUCCAAUUAUUGCUAAUAACACAGAAGUCUUCUAUGCAGCGCGUGUGUGUGUGUGAAUGCAUGUGUGUUUGUGUUUAUUUGCAUGGGUGUGCAUGUGUGGUUGUGUCUAGUUGAUGCACCAAUAUUCAGAACUGUUUCAAACUCAAAGCCAAGUGAGAAAAAGAAGCUUCCUAGACUAUUUAAUGUUGUUGUUUUUUUUCCAAAUAUAUAUAUAUAUAUUAUAUAUACUUGUUCAUAUAUGUGAAAAGACUGAUUUGCUCCAUUAUGAAGAUAUGGGCAUUUGUCAAUGAUUUAAUCAAGCUUUUUGUUAUUCUCGUCAUUGUUGUUAUUGUUGUUGAGAUGAAUAUUGAAAUUUAUUUGGGGAAUGUCAUAAGGGUGCACCUCCCGUUUCUGUCUUUCAUUCAGCCAAGGGAAAUUCUUCUGUAGAGGAAUAUAAAAUAUGAAAAAGGCUUCUAAAACUGUAUGCACACUUUCUAUGCUAUUUUCAUAGGGGCUUGUACACUAAUGAUGGCUGUGGAAAGAACUCUGAAGUGCUUUUUACUACAGUAUAACUUAUUGUAUUUCAGUCGUGUUUUUAUCAUGUGUUUUAGAAUAAUAAAUAAGAAAAAAAAACACAAGAAACAUGAGCAUAUUUGUAACAGUAUUUGGGGAGGAUUAGUGUUUUAAUUGGUCGAAUGAUGGCUAGAGCAACAAUAAAAAAUAAUAAUAAAAUAUAAUAUUUUUAUUCAGA